Exophiala bonariae is the source of this 894-nucleotide messenger RNA. RefSeq lists its product as uncharacterized. The record is from RefSeq and is a predicted model, not a curated record. The transcript has a single exon. The coding region runs from base 1 to 894 and encodes 297 amino acids. Lineage: Eukaryota; Fungi; Ascomycota; Eurotiomycetes; Chaetothyriales; Herpotrichiellaceae.
AUGUCUGCUCCCCUCUCUAUUCAGGCUGACGCCUAUGUUUGUCCGCCUGUCAAGACCGCAACGGGCCUGCUUGAACCAGAAAGGCAAUGGUGGCAACCCAUCACCAGCACAUUGAUUCAUGGGCCUACCUCGGCUGUGCUUGUCGAUCCACCUCUUACUACAGAUCAAUCAGAAAAGGUAGCUGAUUGGAUCGAGUCGAUACUCUCAUUGUAUCCCGGAAAAACCCUGAAAUUCAUCUACGUGACGCACGCUCACGGCGACCACUUCUUCGGCGCCCCAGUCAUCCAGAAACGGUUUCCAAAUGUCGAAAUUCUGACGACAGCGACAGUUUUAGAGGGCAUCAAGGUUGUGUACUCACCCGAAGUACAUGAGGGCGUCUGGGGCAAACUGUUCCCCAACGGGCAACUCCCGGUAGAAAAACGGCUACCGACGGCACUGCCGUCUUCUAAUGAAUUCUUCAUCGACGGCGAGGUCCUCAAGGCCUACGACGUAAGCUCUGACUGCGAGCAAUCGUCAUUCUUACACGUCCCAUGCAUCAAGCUCGUCGUCGGCGGUGAUGUUGUGUACGGGGACUGUCAUCAACACCUUCGCGAGGCAAAUACCCCCGAGAAGAGGCAGCGUUGGCUCGACGCGCUUGAUCUCAUUGACAGUCUCAAACCUAACGUCGUUGUCCCCAGCCACAAGCGAGCCACUCAAAGCGAUGGAGCCUAUCUCGUCGAGGCCACCAGGAGGUAUAUCCUCGAUUUUGCACGUUGGGGCGAUGAAAUCAAGAAGGAUGAUUCGAUUGAAGCCGCGAAAAAGCCCGAAGCGUUGUUCGCCAGGGUCAAGAAGGGGUAUUCACAACGCUGGAACGAGUGGUUGUUGUUGGGUGGGGCGGUGGCUUUCUUUGACUGA